Messenger RNA from Pochonia chlamydosporia 170, 1863 nucleotides. Its product is annotated as anion exchange family protein. Bases 1 to 1863 code for a protein of 620 amino acids. The transcript has 6 exons. Gene Ontology annotation, biological process: transmembrane transport; monoatomic ion homeostasis; borate transport. Gene Ontology annotation, cellular component: plasma membrane; fungal-type vacuole. Gene Ontology annotation, molecular function: solute:inorganic anion antiporter activity; borate efflux transmembrane transporter activity. NCBI's taxonomy places the organism in Eukaryota, Fungi, Ascomycota, Sordariomycetes, Hypocreales, Clavicipitaceae. The record is from RefSeq and is a predicted model, not a curated record.
AUGGCGGACGAGCGCGUCCUCCCAACAGAGGAACAACCUCGUCGAAGGGACUGGUGGAAAGUCCAUCUAUUUAGAGGCAUGGUGAACGAUGUGCGCAGACGGGCGCCUUACUACGUGAGUGAUUGGGUCGACGCGUGGGAUUAUAGAGUCGUUCCUGCUACGGUGUACAUGUAUUUUGCAAACAUCCUGCCGGCAUUGGCGUUUUCGCUCGAUAUGUUUUCCAAGACGGGGUCUAAUUACGGCGUCAAUGAGGUGUUGCUGGCGUCUGUUUUGGGAUCCGUCGUGUUUUCGAUAUUUGCGGCGCAGCCGUUGGUGAUUGUUGGCGUGACCGGUCCCAUUACCGUAUUCAAUUACACCGUCUACGACAUCAUGAAGGACACUGGCGUAAACUACAUAGGCUUCAUGGCAUGGAUAGGCAUAUGGUCUCUCAUCCUACACGUCCUCCUCGCCGUCACCAACUCAUGCAACUGGCUCAGAUGGGUGACCCGCUUCCCCUGCGACAUCUUCGGCUUCUACGUCGCCUUCAUAUACCUCCAAAAAGGCAUACAAGUGCUCGACCGCCUCGGCGACAGCUCCCCCUUCUACCUGUCCAUCAUGGCAGCCCUGCUAGUCUUCAUGGUGGCUUAUAUCUGCGGCGAGUUGGGAACGAGCAGCCUCUUCAGACACCCGAUCCGCGUGUUUCUCAAAGACUACGGCACGCCCCUGACGCUGAUCUUCUUCACGGGUUUCGUGCACAUUGGUCGCAUCGCGCAGGUUGAGCUGGAGAGGCUGCCGACGGGGAUUGCGUUUGAACCCACGAGUGGAAGGGCGUGGGUAGUGCGCUUUUGGGACUUGAGCGUCGGUCAGAUAUUCACGGCACUGCCGUUUGCGAUUCUUCUGACCAUCUUGUUUUGGUUUGAUCACAACGUAUCUUCCCUCAUCGCUCAAGGAAGUGAAUUUCCCCUUCGCAAACCCGCCGGCUUCCACUGGGAUCUCUUCCUCUUAGGAAUCACGACCGGCGUCGCAGGUAUUCUUGGCCUGCCCUUCCCCAACGGCCUCAUCCCACAGGCCCCCUUCCACACAGAAUCCCUGUGCGUCACCAAACCCGUCAAGAAGCUUGACGAAAAGGGCGAGGAUAAAGGAGACUUCACCUUUGAGGCGACGCACGUCGUCGAGCAGCGCGUCUCCAACCUCGCGCAGGGCCUCCUCACACUAGGAACCAUGACCGGCCCGCUCCUCGUGGUCCUGCACCUCAUUCCGCACGGCGUCCUCGCAGGCCUCUUCUUCAUAAUGGGCAUCCAGGCCCUCGAGGCGAACGGUAUCACCGCCAAGCUCAUGUUUCUUGCGCGUGAUAAGUCCCUCACGCCUCCUGGUGCACCACUGCGCAGCAUCAAGCGCCGCUCGGCUAUAUGGCUAUUCGUCAUUAUUGAAUUGCUGGGCUUUGGAGCCACGUUUGCGAUCACGCAGACUGUCGCGGCGGUAGGGUUCCCCGUUUUCAUCUUUUUGCUUAUUCCGUUGCGGGCGUUGGUUCUGCCGCGUUUCUUUCGUGCUGAGGAACUGGAUGUGUUGGAUGCGCCGACGGCUUCGGAGUUUACGAUGGAAGGGAUUGGAGGGUCGUGGGGUGGGAGGGCUGGUGGUGCGGCGGUGGAGCGGAGUGGUGAUGAGACUGCUGUUUCUGGUUGUUCGUCUGGGGAAGAGGGCAGGAAUCGGUUUGAGAGGACGGAGAGGAGGGAUAGUGUCUUUGCGAGUCCUGGGGGCCCGAGGAAGAGUCAGGAGGAUCUGGCGGAGUUGGGGAGGGUGCAGAGUGGGCAGAGUACGGCGACGAGGAGGAUGAGCGUGGAUAGGAGGUCGAAUUUGCGGACGGAGAGUUCGCAUCAGAGGUAG